Molecule: messenger RNA, 852 nt
Organism: Aspergillus pseudoviridinutans
Lineage: Eukaryota; Fungi; Ascomycota; Eurotiomycetes; Eurotiales; Aspergillaceae
Product: ankyrin repeat domain-containing protein
Exons: 1
Coding region: 1-852 (283 amino acids)
Molecular function (GO): protein binding
Source: RefSeq, a predicted model, not a curated record
AUGCACGCCUCAAAGUUACUCCAUCUGCCGACUGAGAUCAUCCAGCUCAUUGUGGAUCACCUCUGGCCCGACGACACCUUAGCGCUUCUCAUUGCAAUCCUAAAGCUCGCCGAUCUCGUGACUGAUGAGCAACUGCGGUAUCAAGACUCAUGGGGCUAUACCAUAUUGCAUUGUGCCGUUGCGAAGAAUGCUGAAGCAAUCGUCGGCCUCAUUGCCGGACGUUGUGCUCAGGAUCAGGUGGCUACUUGCCAGGGCUAUACACCUUUGCAUCUUGCUAUUUCUGGAGGUUGCAACAAAAUUGCUAAAAUUCUUAUCAAUGCUGGCUUUGACUUGUUGGCCCAGGAUCGACUAGGAAGAACCCCGCUUCACUGGGCCUGUUCUGACAGCAGGCACAGCAAUCUCGCUGAAACCGUCCAGCUCAUACUUGCUAAGAGGGCCGACCCUUCGGUUGUCGCAGAAUUCAAGGAAACACUUCUGCAUGUGAUUCUUGAGGAUGACUUGAAACCCAAUCUCAUCGUCGCCCAGAUGGUAAUCGAUGCUGGAGUCGAUGUCAACGCCUUGGACAUUGAUGGGUUUUCGCCUCUCUGGUGGUCUGUUACCAAUGGUCAUGAGAGUGCUUUCGAACUUCUACUUGCUCAUGGAGCGGACCCUCACAUACGCAGCUACCAGGGAACAAUUCUACAUGAGGCGGUUGCGUACGAACGAGAGACCUUGCUGAAACGCGCCGUGGAGCUCGGUGUUGAUUCAUCUGUGCGCGACAGCGAAGCAGACGAGACCGCAUUAAUGCUCGCUACUCGUCGUGGGAUUGACAACUUUGCUCAGAUACUCAGGGAUGCAGGCGCUGAGACAUGA